GAGUGAUUUGUUGUGUCAAAUGCUGCAGACAGGCUGAGUAAGAUGAAGACUGAGAGCUGACUGUGGUUUAGCCAAGUGGAGGUCACUGCAGUGUUGACAAGGGCAUUUUCAGUGGAGGCUGAAAGCCUGAUUGAAGAGGCGGAAAGGAAUGGAAAAUGAGUAGGCAAACCUCUCUAGAAGUUUUGCUGUAAAGAGAAGUAAAAAGAGGAGGGCAGCUGGAUUGGAAGUGGUCGCUUGUUUUAAUAGAAAAAGUUAAAAUGUUAGUAAUGUGAUGAGAAUAAUACAGAGGUGAUGGAGGAAACGGGGGUAAAUUGCUGGGGGAAUAUCUUAGAGAAAAUGAGAGGAUAGGACUCAGUGCACAGCUGUAGGAAUUGUGUCAGGAGGCAGUUUAUACAGGCUCAGGAGGGAGGCAUGUAGGUGGGAAAAUGAGGUGAUGCGAACUUGCGAGUUUACUGAGCCCCACGAUUUUCUUAGUGAAAUAAGAAGAAACAUCAUUAGCAAAAAGGGUGGAAAAGGAAGUGAUGGGGAACAAUACGACAUAAUUCUUUAGGAUGAUAGGUGGGGCUAGCUGAGGGGAAUUUGAAACCACGUUUUAAAGAAUGUGGAGAGAGCAUUUUGCCUCGCGAUAUUAGUCCUUCUAGGCGCUCGGUAAUCUGCGUCCGUUUCCUUGGAGACUGCGACCUGAGAGAAAGCGUCAGGUCUGGCUGGGAAGUUUGAGUGGCCUUGGUUACUGCGCGACCCACGCUGAGACAAGGAAGUUGGAGAGGCCAAAUAAAUAGGCAUCCCCAAAGAUCCGGGCCCCAAGCACUGAGGACUCUCCUUCCGUUUUCCCUAAUGGCGCGCGUCUUUCCCAAACCCGACCACGAUGGGAUUUGCUCCACAGUUCACCAGUUCCAGAUUCUGGAUUAUGUUCCAUGGCAGCGAUCCAAGCCGAAAGCCAAGACAUCUAGUCUGCCUCCAAUCUCACAAACCACCGACACUAAGAAAAGCAAAAUGAAGAUUUUGACUACUGUCCAGCCAGGGGUGCAGGCCAGGCCCACCUUGUGGAUGACAAGCCAGCCGAGGAAUCCACUGGAACUGCGCAGAGGGAAGCUGGACUCUGGGAAGACACACAACAAAAUCCGGCUCUUGAGAACGAUGCUCAGACACCGGCAAGCCUCGCACCAGGAACUCUGCAACCACGAGGACUUCCUCACCCAGCUCAACCGGGAGCUGAUCAAGGCCAUUCAGGACACGGAGGACAGCUCGGCCCUGAAAGUGCGGGUGAUGCUGCAGCAGCACGACGUCUUCAUGACCAUCAUCAGCAUCUUGGAGUACUCAAACAAGAAGAGGCUGCAGCAGAUGGAACACGAGCUUCAGGAGUGGGAGGAGAAGGAGGAAUCCAAGAUGCACAGCCUGGAGCAGCAGGUGGAGCAACUGAACGCCAAGAUUGAGAAGGUCCACGAGAAAGUGAGCUUUGUGAGCACUUACAAGGACCACGAGUAUCCCAUCAAGUCGGUCCAGGUUGCCAGCCUUGUGCGCCAGCUGCAGCAGACGAAGGACAGCCAGCAGGAUGAGCUGGAUGACCUUGGUGAGAUGUGCAGAAUGGUCCUGGCGUCUAUUUCCAGCCAGAUUCAGAAGAAGAAAAAAGCCCUUCUGGGGUCUUUGGUGCUGAAAAUCCAGCAUGCUCAUCAGGAGACGCUCUUGCAGAAGACGUUGGAUAGCCAGGCCAUGCUGACAUACAUGGACAAGGUCCAAAAAUUUAUGGACCAGUUCGAGGAGGAAAUACCUCUCCUAAGGGCCCAGAUGGAACAGCUCCAAUUUCAGAUCUGGGAACCCCGAGAGAUCGUAUUUGCGGACGUCCUGCUUCGGAGAUCCAAGUGCACCCCAGACACGGACGUCAUCCUCAACAUCCCUGUGGAGGAGCUGCUGCCCUUCUAGAUGAGCUGCCUCUCCCUCCCCGGUCUCCUCCCCACCCUGGAGCCUCUCUCCUUCCAAGACCCUGGUCUGUAAUCCCUCCCUUCCUCUCCUCCUUCUUUCCCUCCUUCCUUCUUUUUUUCCUCCCUCCCCCCACCCUCCCUGGUUGGUGCUACUCCUUGGGCCAGGUAGGGAUUCCUCGUCAAUUCUUUUUUUUUUUCCAAUAAAGCUGGGUUUGCCUUUGCU
Messenger RNA from Sus scrofa (pig), 2142 nucleotides. RefSeq names its product chromosome 17 C20orf96 homolog (gene C17H20orf96). The record is from RefSeq and is a predicted model, not a curated record. NCBI's taxonomy places the organism in Eukaryota, Metazoa, Chordata, Mammalia, Artiodactyla, Suidae.